CCAACUCACCAAGCGAGACGUGGUCAAGAAGGAAAUCUUUAUGCUCAGACAGGUGCGCAGCCAGGAUGGAGUUGGGGGUCCCAGAGGCUUCCGUUAAUCAGAAUGAAUUAAUAGAGCUGGUGAUAAGUUCUCAGUAAGUGGAUAGGCAGAGAGAUCAACCAGAAUCAUUUCCUAGGCCCUCGAUCCAUCCCCCAACCCUGGGCCCCUGGGCCCUUGGCAGUGAGAUCAAGCUCAAUACCGAAGCGUCAAAGGUCAGCUCCGGGAGGGACAAUUCAGGAAGUUUGGAGGAAAGUAGCAUUGGUGGCCUCACCUCAGCCUGCGGCUUUCAGAUCCAGGGCAAUUACCAACUGCUGGGGCGAUGGGCCGGGAGCUGUGAUCUGUGGUCCCAACUCCCAUUACAACCUAAGAAGCCAAUAAUGUUGUGUCAACAAGGCUAAGAGCCAAAACCUCCAGCCCUUUGAUAAUGCUGGAGUCUAGUGGGAACCAGGUGGCUGGGUUCCAGAGCUUCUGUCGCCCCGGAAUCAACCUUCCUGGUCCUCGGGGGAUGUAAGUGUCCCAACUUGGGGUCUUCAGUGACUUGGGUUGCUCUUGGGGAGUCUCAAUCCAUCGUAGAAGCCUGUGGUGGGCCCGUUGGAGGUUCUCUUCUCUCUUGACACGCUGAUCUCUCAGCUUCCGAAAACUCUCUGUCCCUCAUUUCACUCCCCGACCCUGGUGACAGCUGAGUCAGAGACAGGCCACUUCCCCUGGAUUCCUGAUGGAUCCCUGGGGGCUGCUCCUUCCUUGGCUGUAUCCCUGAGUCUCCUAGUAAGUCCAAGCUCCCCCCCCCCUCCUAGGGCGGGGAGUCCCGGGCUAGGCCGGGGGAGGGGGUGGACUUUUGGCCCGUUUAUUCCCUCCAUCGCAGUCAACAGCUGCUGAGCGGAGCAGGCUUGGCUCAUUCCUCUGACCUGCCAGGAAGGAGAGAGUCCCAGAGACUGGGCCGAGACAAUCAGACCUGAGCUCCAGGAGAAGGCAGACGAGGAUCACAGCUGCACGGUCCGUCCUACACCCUUCUCCCUGCUUAGUCUCCAAAGCCCCCAGAAUUCACCUGGAGGUGCCACAUCUAUCCCAAUCCCUGGGGCUCCAGCCCCUUGGGGGAUCUGCAUCCCAGCAUGUCGAUAGCUGUGGAGACCUUCGGCUUCUUCAUGGCAGCCCUGGGACUGCUGAUGCUGGGGGUGACCCUACCCAACAGCUACUGGAGAGUGUCUACCGUCAAUGGGAACGUCAUCACCACCAACACCAUCUUUGAGAACCUAUGGUACAGCUGUGCCACCGACUCCAUGGGAGUCUCCAACUGCUGGGAGUUCCCUUCCAUGCUGGCCCUCUCUGGGUAUGUCCAGGGCUGCCGCGCCCUCAUGAUCACUGCCAUCCUCCUGGGCUUCCUGGGCCUCUUUCUGGGCAUGGUGGGGCUGCGCUGCACCAACGUGGGAAACAUUGAUCUCUCCGUGAAGGUCAAGAUGCUGGCCAUUGCAGGAACCUUCCACAUCCUUGCUGGUACCUGCGGAAUGGUGGCUAUCUCCUGGUACGCCGUCAACAUCACUACUGACUUCUUCAACCCCUUGUAUGUUGGAACCAAGUACGAGCUGGGCCCUGCUCUCUACUUGGGCUGGAGUGCCUCCCUGCUCUCCAUUCUGGGCGGCAUUUGUCUCUUUUCCACCUGCUGCUGCGCCUCGAAAGAGGAACCAGCCACCAGGGCCAGGCUUCCCUAUAAGGCUUCUACGGUCGUGAUACCCAAAACCACUUCAAACGAAAGCAAUGUCAGCUUUGGCAAAUAUGGCAAAAACGCCUACGUGUAGGAGCUCUGGCCUGGUGGACACGGUUUCCUGCCCUCUUGGCCCCAGUGGAAAAGUGUCCCCAGGAUGCUUGGACCAGUCUCCAGUUAAUAACCUCAGGACAGGCCAUUUCCAGGCGCUACCCUGCGCCUGGAAGCCAUGACCUGCUCUGGGUAUACCUUCUCUGGCACUCCAGCCUCCCCCAGGAACAGAAGCUGCGGGGGGCAACUCACAUGGCCUCCUACAGCUGGACCCAAGGGGACAGAGGUGUCUGCAGCUUGUGAUGCCAUAUAAAUACAUGCAUAAAUAAAUGUAUAUUGUGAUUGUUCAGGGGCUUCAGGGGCCAUGAAGUUGCAGCCGAGUGAGGGGCUCACUCUCAAACCACAGACUGUCAAUAUUGUCCACUUUUGAGCUGUCUCGUCCAGUGAGGAUCUGAGUUCAAAUCCCCAGAACCCAUGUAAAAAGCCAGGCCAGGUCACACUCCCAUACCCCCAGCACUGUUGGGAAGGCUCUCUGAGGCUUACUGGCUUCCAGCCUAUCUCCAGGUUCAAUGUGAGACCCUGUCUCAGAGGUCUAAGGCAGAGAAUGAAAAAGUGCUGGAAGCCCUCCUCCGACCUGUGCAGGCACACAGACUGUGCACAAACAGCAUGCACAGGUUCUCAACAAAAGGCAUUGCCAGGACCCACCUCAGGGAAUUAUUGCUAGCUGGGAUGCCCCCUGGCGUCUCUCUCUCUUGACUCUUAACCUGUGUUCUUCCAGCUGCAUGGAGGAGCUGUUGAUCCAGAACAGGUGUCUCUGUGUGUGUGUAUGUGCGUGUGAACUAGAUUUGGGGUUUAAUAAAGAUAUUUUAAAAGAUGCAUUAUUUACAUGUAUGUGUGUGUUUCUGUUUACUAUGUGCCUGCAGGUACCUGAAGAGACCAACAGAGGGCACCAGAUCCCCUGGAACUGGAAUUACAGGUGGUGGUGAGCUGACAUCUGUGGGUGUUGGGAGCAGAAUCUUGAUCCUCUGUCAGCUGCUAGUGCUCUUAUCCACAGUCAUCUCUUCAGUCUCUUAAUAAAGAU
Molecule: messenger RNA, 2870 nt
Organism: Microtus ochrogaster (prairie vole)
Lineage: Eukaryota; Metazoa; Chordata; Mammalia; Rodentia; Cricetidae
Gene: Cldn15
Product: claudin 15
Cellular component (GO): bicellular tight junction; membrane
Molecular function (GO): structural molecule activity
Source: RefSeq, a predicted model, not a curated record